AUGGCGGUAAUUGAUCCCUCCAAAGAACACCUUUAUGGACCGAUUCACAGCGAAGACAUAGACUCAGAAUCCCGUAAAUUGUCUAGGGACUUUGAACCGAAGAUUUGCCAGAAGUCCCAUCUUUAUCUGAUUGCUCCGUGGAUUGCCUCCACCCUCUCGCUAGCCCUGAUUACGGCUCACCUGCUAUUUCAACAAGGAAAUGAUUCCUGCUAUCUAUUUACGUCUCCAUCAGCCUUCCGAACUGAUCUCCGCGAUGCACAUCCCUACAUCGCUUAUGAGGAACGUGUGUUCUCUGGGAAGCUUGCAUUCAACAAGGAGAUAGGCAAGGUUUACCGAGAUGUGAACCCAUCUGAGCCUCAAUAUUUCGGACUUCCAUCACCUGAGAUUGAUAAUGCCUGGGCUGACUUACUGAGAGGCGAGUUCGUAACGAUGACCGAAGAAGAAGCGGCACCAUAUACGCCAGAGCUGAAAAAGGACCCUCUUUCCCAUCACUACCACUUUGAACCUGACAUGUUCCACUCCCUCCACUGCCUCAAUGCAAUUCGAAUGGAACUCGACAUAGACUAUUAUACAACACAUCAUCAUCACCACGCCGAAGUGGAGGAAGCUAUCCAAAACUCUACCAACUUCCCAGAUAAUUGGGAUCGAAUUCACCGUGACCAUUGCCUAGAUCAGCUGCGGCAAGCUAUCCAAUGCCAUGGAGACCUAUCGCCGGUUCCUGUAUAUCAUUAUAAUAAUGAUAUAGUUGGGCUUGGAGUAGGGCAGGCUCACACUUGCCGCAAGUGGGGGCCUAUAAGGGAAUGGAUGGAUGCUCGUCAGACGAGUUAG
Molecule: messenger RNA, 828 nt
Organism: Penicillium soppii
Lineage: Eukaryota; Fungi; Ascomycota; Eurotiomycetes; Eurotiales; Aspergillaceae
Product: oxidase ustYa family protein
Exons: 3
Coding region: 1-828 (275 amino acids)
Biological process (GO): mycotoxin biosynthetic process
Source: RefSeq, a predicted model, not a curated record